Messenger RNA from Uranotaenia lowii, 3304 nucleotides. Its product is annotated as sialic acid synthase-like. Gene Ontology annotation, biological process: carbohydrate biosynthetic process. NCBI's taxonomy places the organism in Eukaryota, Metazoa, Arthropoda, Insecta, Diptera, Culicidae. The transcript is spliced from 2 exons. The record is from RefSeq and is a predicted model, not a curated record. Bases 16 to 1152 code for a protein of 378 amino acids. Gene Ontology annotation, molecular function: N-acylneuraminate-9-phosphate synthase activity.
AUUGAUCAAAUAAUAAUGAGAAUUGCUAACAGAAUAAUAGGGGAUGAAUAUCCUGUUUUCGUGGUGGCCGAAAUUGGCCAGAAUCAUCAAGGAUCGUUACAAAUUGCUAAACAAAUGAUUUUGAAAGCAAAGGAAAUCGGUGCGGACUGUGUUAAGUUUCAAAAGUCCUGUUUAACAGAAAAAUUCACUCGACAAGCCUUAGAACGACCAUACGAAAAUGCCAAUUCAUGGGGAUCAACAUAUGGAGAGCAUAAAUCAUUUCUUGAAUUUUCAGUUGAUGAUUAUGAGGAAUUACUAAAAUUUUGUGCUGAAAUCGGAAUUCUGUUUAGUGCUUCUGCAAUGGAUCCGGUAUCAUUGAAACAACUUACCCAGCUGAACCUACCAUUCAUCAAAAUUGGGUCCGGGGAUGCUGACAACGUACAAUUCCUCAAAGCGGUAGCAGCAUUGGAUACACCCGUCAUAAUAUCGACAGGAAUGCAAAGCUGGGCUCAAGUUAAAUUGAUUCAUUCUAUUUUCUACAAAAAGUCUGCAGCCAUACUGCAUUGCGUUUCGUCUUAUCCAACACCACCCGGCGAGGCCUUGUUGAAUCUCAUUCAAAUCUACAGAAACGAAUUCCAAGAUUUUGUAAUAGGAUAUUCCGGUCACGAACUCGGAUUGCAAACUUCCGUAGCCAGUGUUCUCCUUGGAGCACGCAUUGUCGAAAGACAUUUUACCUUAGAUAACAGUUGGAAAGGAACAGAUCACAAAUGCUCUUUGAAUCCAGAAAAAUUUCAAAAACUAAUUCAAUACAUUCGCAUUGCCGAAAACCUGCCGAUAGUUACCAGCGUGGCAGACGUUGAAAGAGGAUUAAAGAGUAUUCUGCAACCUGGCGAAUUUUGCCAAAACGAUCUCAUCGAAUGUCUGAAACCGCUCACUCAGCAAGACCGUAAACUAUUACCGUCCGAAAUUCCAUGUCAUGCAAAAUUGGGCAAAUCCCUAGUUUUUGCUAAAUAUAUUGAGGUCGGACAGGUGAUUAAGAUUGGUGACUUAACUGUUAAAGUAAGUGAACCACGUGGACUAUCGCCUACAAAACAUGACCAGAUGAUUGGACAAACCGCAGCUCGAUGUUGUUACGCUGACGAACCCGUAUUGGAGGAAGAUUUUGUAAAAUAGACUUUGGUUCCGUAGAAUCUCAACGUUCUUAUGCGAAAACACUCACAUGUUUGUAAUAGGAUUAACAAAUCGAAAAAUAAUAAAAUUUUAUUAUCAUUGAAUAUAACGAAAAUAUUAAUUUCAAAAAGUCAUGUUUCCAAAAAGUGAUACGAUACAACCAAAAAAUAUGGGAUUUCGGAAAAUAUAAUUCGCAGAUUUUCAAAUAUGAACACUUUAUUCGAAAAAAUGGUAAACGUUGUCAUUGAAAAUCAGGAUUUACUCCACAACCUUAGUAAUAAUUACUAUUUUUGAAUAGCCAGAAAAAAAAACAAACACUACAAUUCAUCCUGAUCGGUUGGCAGUCACUAGGGUACGGUUUAAUGAAUUUUUUAAGAACGGAGAUGUAAGCUUAGUUUUUAAUCUAUAAUGUAAAAAAUAAACAUUUAUAUAUUGAUUUCAAUUGCAAACCUUUUCGUCACUGUUAGUUAUUGCUACCGAGUUGUAAAAGAAAACACCAAACUAACCUGCUUUAUUAAAACUUAAAACAGUUUCCUGCGGAGGAUCAUUACUUACUAAAGAAAAAGCAAAGAAGAAACACACGGAAGCGAUAAUUAGCUUCAAGGUUCGCCUUCGUCAUUCGGUUGGAUUUCUUCGUUAUCCUGAGGAGUUGGUUCUUGAGUUGUGGUCACACGGCUGGGAUCAAAACGUUCGUAGAUCACUACGUUGCUACCAAUUCUAUCGGUAGUGUAGUCUGAGUGGAAGAACGUUUCCUUUUUCUCGUAUAUGGAGAGAAAAUCCUUAAUUUUCGGUUCAAGACUGUCGAAAGCAAUAACGUGGGACGGUAAGGCACUUCUUGGAUGAACCGGGAGGUUUUUACGAAUCCAACCCAUUGGAUCUUUGUAGAAAGUUGCAGCUUCGUCUAGAUAAUUUUCAUCAUUGGUAAGAUUAGGCUCACAGUGUAGGAAGCGCAUUGUGAUAUUCUGAUGCACGUGGCUGUGAAACGGCGUUGAAUGGCAUGGCAUGAGGAAAAUUAAUUUUGCCGGUUGAUUGUACUCGUCACGAUAUUCCUUUGCUAUUGUUUGCAGCGAUGACAUAACGUCGAUUGUACCGCGUUGAUGAGUAUGGCUCAGGUAUCCUGCUGGUAUGACAUUCAGUGUCAAAAGAACAAUAGCUGCUAGCCAAACGAGUUUCCUGGAAAUAUGAUGAAAUGUAUUUGAAAGCUCAUUUGUCUGAGGUAUAUUAUUCAUCUUACCCCGAUGCUUUUCUACUCCAUCGUGACAGAUAAUCGGCUGAUAAGUACAAACAAAUUGGAAGAAUUUGAAGCAAAAAUCUAAAUUCUUUAUGCGGCAGGGCAGAAUAUACGAUGACAGUGAAAAGAAUGGCGGUUAAUAAAAUAAACUUCUCUUUGAACACAUUACGGUUUCGCAGAGUUUCAACGGUAGACAGCAAAAAUGGCAGUGUUCCAAUACCAAGAAUCGUUGGUAGCCCAACAUUGAAAUACCAGUACCACGGAUGUUCGCCGUAGAAACUUCCGAUUCCCUUGAAAACAUUGUAGCGCAGGAAUUCAUACGGUGAAGUAAGAAGACUACCGUGAUGGAAAGUAUCGACAGCUAUUGAAAGGAUGCCGAUGGCAAUUCCUAUUGGCAAAUAGCGCUUCAAUAACAAUUCCCAUACUGGGUGGGCUGAUUUUUUUAAAUGAUAAAAACAUAGAGGAAUCCAAGGAAUGACUGACGUUGGUCUGAUGAAAAUUGAAAGCAUAACUGGCCAUAAAAAUUUUGUGCAUUCGGAAGAUUCCCAAGGAAAUUGACUCAGCGCUAUAACAGUCAAUGAAGUUUCCAAAGUGUUGGCCAACGUUCUCGAUGCUGUAUAGAACCAGAACCAUGAUGAUGCCAGAACAAAAAUAGACCAUUUGCUUUUGUUGGACCAUUGAUAAAAUCGGUAGUCAGAGUAUGCAGAAAUCAGGGCUUGCAAUAUGCGUGGUAGCAAUACAAGCAGUUCCACUUGAUCAUACUGAACUAAGGCAAGCAACUUGUAUAAGCCAGCAAUCAACGAAGGAUAAAGAUAACUGCGGAUGCCUUGCGUCCAUUCCCAGGUUAAAUGACCAUAUCUGAAAAGGAAAAGAAAAAAAAACAAGAUAAGAAUAGAAUAUGGGGUCAUCUUCAACGUAUUGGAU